AUGGACGCGCCACGAGGACCUCCCAAGGUCAAAAAUAAGGCCGCUGCGCCAAUUCAGAUUUCGGCCGAGCAGCUCUUGCGGGAAGCUGUCGACCGGCAAGAGGUUCCUAUUCAAGCGCCGACGCAGCGAUUUGCUGAUCUCGAGGAACUACACGAGUACCAAGGUCGGAAACGAAAGGAAUUUGAAGACUAUAUUCGAAGAAACCGCAUCAACAUCAACAAUUGGACGAGAUAUGCAGCAUGGGAGCUGGAGCAAAAGGAGUUUGCGCGCGCGCGCUCCAUCUUUGAGCGAGCGCUGGAUGUCAUGCCCAAUAAUGUUGCUCUCUGGAUUCGGUACAUCGAGUCCGAGAUGAAGUCGAGGAAUAUCAACCACGCGCGAAACCUACUCGACCGUGCCGUCACGAUCCUUCCGCGCGUGGACAAGCUGUGGUACAAGUAUGUGUACAUGGAGGAGAUGCUAGGCAAUAUCCCGGGCACACGGCAAGUGUUUGAGAGGUGGAUGAAGUGGCAGCCUGAUAAGGCGGCAUGGAGCGCCUUUAUCAAGCUCGAGAAGCGCUACGGUGAGUACGAUCGGGCUCGGGAUAUCUUCCGGGCCUUCACCAUGGUCCACCCUGAGCCGGAAAACUGGAUCAAGUGGACGAGGUUCGAAGAGGAGUACGGCACAAGCGAGCUCGUGCGCGAAGUAUUUGGGGAAGCUAUCGAGGCCCUCGGGGAUCAGUUUGUGUCGGAGAAGAUCUUUUUGGCCUACGCGCGGUUUGAAGCCAAGCUCAAGGAGUACGAGCGGGCGCGGGCCAUCUACAAGUAUGCGCUCGACCACCUCCCUCGCUCGCAAUCCAUGACGCUGCACAAGGCGUAUACAACGUUUGAGAAGCAAUUUGGAGACCAGGAUGGCAUCGAAGACGUGAUUCUAUCGAAGCGCAGAGUGCACUACGAGAACCAGGUCAAGGAGAACUCCAAAAACUACGAUGCCUGGAUCGACUAUGCGCGCCUGGAGGAGACGUCGGGCGACUUUGACAAGGUUCGAGAUGUCUACGAGAGGGCGGUGGCGCAGAUCCCGCCUACCCAGGAGAAGAGGCACUGGAGGCGCUACAUCUAUCUAUGGAUAUUCUACGCCAUUUGGGAGGAGGUGGAGGCCAAGGACGUUGUGCGGGCACGGGAGAUUUACAAGGUGUGCCUACAACAGGUGAUCCCGCACAAACACUUCACUUUUGCCAAAGUGUGGCUCCUCAAGGCCCACUUCGAGGUCCGCCAAGGCGACCUGACGGCGGCGCGUAAGGCACUCGGCCAAGCCAUCGGGAUGUGCCCCAAGGACCGGCUGUUUAGGGGUUAUAUCGAACUCGAGCUGAAGCUGUUUGAGUUUGUGAGGUGCCGCACGCUAUACGAGAAGCACAUCGAGUGGAACCCUGCCAACUGCCAGACAUGGAUCAAGUUUGCAGAGCUGGAACGUGGCCUGGACGACCUAGACCGCGCCAGGGCCAUCUUCGAGCUCGCAGUCAACCAGCAGGUUCUCGACAUGCCGGAGCUACUGUGGAAGGCGUACAUUGACUGCGAGGAAGAGGAAGGCGAGUACGAGCGGGCACGAGAGUUGUAUGAACGACUUCUGGAGAAGACAGACCACGUCAAGGUCUGGAUCAGCUACGCGCAUUUCGAAAUCAAUAUACCAGACGAGGAGGAAGAGGAGGAAGAGGAAGAGGAAGGCGAUGGUCGCCCCGUGAGCGAGGAGGCCAAGGCGCGGGCGCGCAAGGUGUUUGAGCGAGCUCACCGAACGAUGCGAGAUAGGGAUCUCAAGGAGGAGAGGGUGACGCUUCUCAACGCUUGGCUUUCGUUUGAGCGCAUCCAUGGGACAGAGUCCGAGGUGGAGGGAGUGCAGAAACAGAUGCCCCGCAGGGUCAAGCGGCGCAGGAAGCUCGAGGACGACACGUGGGAAGAAUAUGUGGACUAUGUAUUCCCGGCGGAUGACCAGCAGCUCAAGAGCCUGUCCAACGUCAUGGCCCUCGCAGCAAAGUGGAAGCAAAGCGGCGGGGCUGCGUCUUAG
Messenger RNA from Parascedosporium putredinis, 2034 nucleotides. The record is from the annotation of a GenBank genome assembly. Lineage: Eukaryota; Fungi; Ascomycota; Sordariomycetes; Microascales; Microascaceae.